Messenger RNA from Arabidopsis thaliana (thale cress), 971 nucleotides. RefSeq names its product transcription repressor (gene OFP9). The coding region runs from base 130 to 516 and encodes 128 amino acids. Gene Ontology annotation, biological process: negative regulation of DNA-templated transcription. Lineage: Eukaryota; Viridiplantae; Streptophyta; Magnoliopsida; Brassicales; Brassicaceae. Gene Ontology annotation, cellular component: nucleus. The transcript is spliced from 2 exons. The record is from RefSeq and is marked reviewed.
GUCAAUCCAAAACCCCUUUUUCUCUCUCAACUUGACGACUAGGGUUUCUUCUUCUCCUUGCCGCCGUUGGUGUGGCCUCUCGCCCACCGGCGAGAAUCUUCCUCUUUCUCCCUCCUCUUCCUUUCUUCUAUGGCUUUAGUGAUGCUUGCUCGGGCUCCUGCUCCACCUUUGCUCCUCCCUUCUCCGAAUCCGCCGCCGUGUGCUCUACCGCAAGAUUUGACCAGUUUGGUCUCUCCUUCUGAACCUCCCGACCCUCCAGACCCACCAGACUAUCUCGUUGGAGCUUCCAACUCCUUUCUCUCGAUUUUGCUGUUGAGGUCUUCAGAUCUAGGAUCAGAUCUUGUUCAGGCUUUGAGCCCUCUAGAUCUGGGUUUUGCUUUACGAUCUAUUACUGCUGUGUGCAGUUCGUGGUACCAAGUAUUUCCUCUCGCUUGUUUGGAGCUUUGGUUCUCUAUUCCACACCUCUCUCAUCCUCUAGUCACUCUAUCAAAAGGUUUUGUCUCUCUGAAAGGAUAAAGGAAAAGACAUAUGACGUCUUAACAAGAAAUGAUCUUGGGUCUUGGACUCCAGAUUUGUUCAUCGAGAAGUGGUGGUUUUCGCAACCCCACACCUCUCCGAAAUUGAGGUUUUUCUCACAUCUCGUAGGCUCAAGAAGUUGGUGCUUUGUCGCCUAUGCUAUCGUAGCCGUAUUUCAUGAUGCGUUUUAUCCACUAGAGGAUGUUGCAUCUCCGGACAGCAGAUCACCAUGUGUGCUCUCUUAUUUCCGAAAGCUCAUCUCAUGUUUCAGCACUAUUGGUAUCUUCAACUUUAGUUGCUUAACUGUUAUGUAUGCUUCUAUCUUUUUCUUUCGUGCUUUCCGUAUGCCAUUUGUAGCAGUGGUUUCUUUGGCCUUUGUAGCCUCUUUGAUGUACUUGUUGAACCAUUUCUCCAUUGUUGGAGAGUAGAAUCAUUUAUAAAAAGCUAGUUUGACC